This is a messenger RNA of Penicillium odoratum, 1401 nucleotides long. RefSeq lists its product as uncharacterized. The transcript is spliced from 2 exons. Lineage: Eukaryota; Fungi; Ascomycota; Eurotiomycetes; Eurotiales; Aspergillaceae. The coding region runs from base 1 to 1401 and encodes 466 amino acids. The record is from RefSeq and is a predicted model, not a curated record.
AUGACAGCUUUUGAGCAAGCGGGGUCGCUAUUCACCGGUUGGAUAGGGUCCUGCUGGUCAAUUUUGUCACCAAGUGAGAAGGGCCAGGAUCUCCCAGUGGGGAAUCAAGUUAAGCGGGAGAUGCAGGUUUGCCAUACUCAACCGCAUCUUGUGCCCCCUAUGAAGUUGAGAGUGUACGAUGAUCUCCCCAAUCCGCGAAUUUAUCACACUCGGAGCUCGCACUCCUUGUCGUCGUGGCUGGGGGAGAGUCGGAACCUGGCUUCACGGGCUUCCACCCGGGCGAGUGUCACUACAUCUCGCAAGAGACAUCCAAGCGGGUUGACAAUCAGUGCCCCGUCGGACUUUCGUCGAGUUGAAUCUUUCCAUCAGCCUGUUACCACCAUCUACCAACCUCUUGACCUGAUUAUUCAUCGGUCGGGUAACCGACUGUCAGAUCUACCCUCGUUUGAUUCAUUUCAGUUGGAUGACAAUUGUUUACUUCCGACGCUGGCAGUGCCGCCCCAAGCUUUCUCGCAGCAGAGUAUCCGCCACCAACGAUGUCUAUCAACUGCCUCCGUAUUUACCGUGUCUCGAAAGCCUGUUGGCUCAGGGGAUCGUCGCUCUCUCGGAAACAUGGAUUUGACAAUCGAAACGAAGUCCCCGAAGCCUGUUCACAGUGCAAGUUCUUUGGUGCCACAUUUCUCCAUCGUCACUCCAGUUCAAGUCAAGCCAAGUGAAGUACCGUUCCAAAAGCCAAUUCUAGGACAUAGCAGAGCACACUCGGAAGAGAGCAAGCUUACGCUGGAUACCGAUAUCCUGUCCGACCACUCCAGCGACACCCAGACACCACGAGCAGUGCAAGAACUUCCCCAGACUCCAGUCACAUGGAGGGAUCCAGAGAACUCAACAGACCAGUACUCACCAAUGGAUUCUUCAUUCCUCAGAGACUCUCCCUCAGCAUCCAGCUCCAGCACAUUCCCAUCUCGGCUAUCUUCACUCCGCCGCCCCUCGUUCACGCCAAGCGACUAUCGCAAGACCAUCGCCUCAGUCCCUCUUCCCGACCGCGUCUCCCAAUGGCUUUCCCGAGAGAAAGGCCCCCCACCCAACUCAAUCUCCCACGAUGGCGAGAACGAAUUUGAAUGGGAACGAACUCGCACGUUGAGUGGUACCACUGUCGGAUCAACCAUCACAACCAUUACUGGUGGGGCCAAAGCACAACCGUCCAACUUCUCCGUUUCCAGCUCAUUUACUGGUAGCUCUACUCCGCGAGCAUCCCUGCACAAGCCCUCUAUAAACAGAGAAAAGGAGAUAGAAUCCUACCACCCCACCAUCUACGAAGGUCGGCCGCAGCAUCGUGCGUUCUCGUCGCGCCAUGCUGAGCCCGUUAUACUCCAAGAAGCUGCUAUCGGUGUAGCUUUCUGA